AUGUCUGGAUUUGACAAGAGCGAUACAGCUCGUGUGGGUCGUAAAAACCAAGUUUACUCUGCCGUAACGGGUGCAAGGCUAGUGGCAGGAUGUGUGUGUCUCAAUGAGUCUAAAACUCACGUUUUGAUGAUUCAAUCGUCAGCUCACAAGAAGAAAUGGGUCCUGCCGAAAGGCGGAGUCGAGGCGGACGAGACGGACUUCAAGGCUUCUGCCAUGCGAGAAACGUGGGAGGAAGCCGGGGUCUUGGGGCAUGUAACACAAAAGCUGGGAGUCAUUGAGGAUUUGAGACCUCCCAAGGACUGGAACAAAGACAUCAAGGCUUUUGAAAACGCAACAGGCGACGCAGAGGUGAAUAAGCAUCCACCCCGGUCGGAGUUCCAUUUUUUCGAGAUGCUGGCCGAAUCACUCGCAGAACAUUAUCCAGAGGUCCACGAGCGCAGCAGGAAAUGGUUUACGUACCAGGAAGCAUUAGAACAGCUACAGAUAGCCAAACGACCGGAGCUUAUAGAGGCGCUCAAUCGCUCCAGCAUUAAGAAGUAA
Molecule: messenger RNA, 540 nt
Organism: Lachancea meyersii CBS 8951
Lineage: Eukaryota; Fungi; Ascomycota; Saccharomycetes; Saccharomycetales; Saccharomycetaceae
Source: the annotation of a GenBank genome assembly